Lutzomyia longipalpis is the source of this 4731-nucleotide messenger RNA. RefSeq names its product elongation of very long chain fatty acids protein 7. Gene Ontology annotation, molecular function: fatty acid elongase activity. Gene Ontology annotation, cellular component: endoplasmic reticulum membrane. The transcript is spliced from 8 exons. The record is from RefSeq and is a predicted model, not a curated record. The coding region runs from base 541 to 1572 and encodes 343 amino acids. Lineage: Eukaryota; Metazoa; Arthropoda; Insecta; Diptera; Psychodidae. Gene Ontology annotation, biological process: sphingolipid biosynthetic process; fatty acid elongation, polyunsaturated fatty acid; fatty acid elongation, monounsaturated fatty acid.
UGAUUAAUCAGCCAAGCGGAGAGUGUGUGCCUCUCUUGGUCUGCAACCUGCAAAAGCAUAUACGUACUUUAUUGCACAGUUACAUUAAAUGUGAUUUAAAAGUGUUGGCGUAUUAUUGUUUGACGUAAUCUCCUCUUGUUUGUUCUUCCGAGAGUUAAAGAAAUAUUAUUUUUUCUUAACUUACAUGCGAAAACUGCUUAUAAAAUUCAUUCUUUUCGUCAUAUGUGAUUUACUAACUGGUUGUAUGUUCGUGGAAGAAGAGGAGUUAUAAAAGUUUCUUCCACAUUCGGAGGAGCGCGACAAAGUGAUUGACAACACUCCGUGAUAGUGGCACAUAUAAGUGAUAUCCUCUCACAAUUCUUGUGGGUUGUUUUUUGUUUUGUGACACAGAGAGAGAGAGCUUUGGUAUAAGGAGGCCAAUCCCACAAUUAGCACACCCAUUUCUAGGGAGAAUUUGCCGUUUCCCCAAAAAUCCUGUGAUUCACCUGCUGCAUUAAAACUUUCAACCGCUGAGGAAACCCCUUAGGGACGUACGCCACAAUGAUUUACCUCAUCACAGACAUGUAUGACUGGUAUAGGGAUCUCAUGGAUAAUAAAAGUGACCCACGAGUUCAAGACUGGCCAUUGAUGUCAUCCCCAUUACCUACCAUGGCGAUAUGUUUAUUCUAUGCGUACUUCAGCAAAGUGAUGGGACCACGAAUUAUGGCCAAUCGUAAACCAAUGAAUCUUAGAAAUAUUCUAGUUGUGUACAAUUUAAUUCAGACAAUAUUUAGUGCAUGGAUUUUCUAUGAGUAUCUGCAAAGUGGAUGGUGGGGUCAUUAUAGUUUAAAGUGCCAACCAGUGGACUAUUCUCGAAGCCCAAUGGCCAUGAGGAUGGCAAACACGUGUUGGUGGUAUUUCUUAGCGAAAUUUACAGAAUUCUUCGACACACUCUUCUUCAUCUUGAGGCACAAAAUGGAGCACGUCUCGACGCUGCAUGUCAUCCAUCAUGGUUGCAUGCCCUUCUCUGUGUGGAUGGGAAUGAAAUUUGCACCAGGUGGCCAUAGUACAUUCUUCGCUAUGCUUAAUUCAUUUGUGCAUAUUGUCAUGUAUUUCUACUACAUGGUGGCAGCAAUGGGUCCAAGGUAUCAAAAGUACAUUUGGUGGAAGAAGUACCUCACCACAUUCCAGAUGGUUCAAUUCGUUGCAAUUUUCAUACAUCAGUUCCAGUUGCUUUUCCGCGAUUGCGACUACCCGAAAGGAUUCAUGGUGUGGAUUGGGUUGCACGGUGUAAUGUUUCUGUUCCUCUUCUCUGACUUCUACAAAGCCAAGUACAGUCGGCCGUCCAAGGGGAAAUUAUCGGCGAGGGAUUCAAAAGCUGACCAUGCCACGCAAAAUGGCAAAAUUCACACAAAUGGCAAUCAGGGUGCUUGCAUGCCUGUCAUGAAUGACGAUGAGGACCAAUUGACCAAUAAUAAAAUGAAUGGUCUUCAUCAUCGCAAUGGGUACACCAAUGGGGGUGUCACAAAUGGGCACACGAGCGACCAAAAUCACAAUGGGCUCGUCAAUGGGGAUGCUAAAAAGGUGAAAUAGUUGAUGAGAUGCUCACGGCGUCAUUUUGUUGAGCAACGAGAGAGAAUUUGGUGUACAACGUGGGCCCAGAAUAAGGUUUGUAAGACAAAAGAAAGAGAGCGUAUUAUUAAUCAAAGAUCUAUUUAUUGUUACACUGAAAAUAUUUACAAUGAAAGGAGAUAGUUGUCUAAUUUACAUUUAAAGAAACAAAAAAAAAAAGAAAACAAAACUAUAUUUCUCUGUAAAAGUAACUUUAUUUUUUUUCUCUUUUUUUGAUGGUAUUCUUUCAUCUUCUCUUUACUCUUUAAUUAUUAAAUGAAAUGAAAUUCUUUGUAAUAUUAUUAUACAAUUUAUAUUAUAAAAUAGAAAAUGUAAAUUGUUUUAAAUGCUCCAAUGUAAGGUUUAUUUGUUUAAGGUGCAGGAUAGAUCUGCUGAAAAUGUUUCUUCGGGGAUUUUCCUUUUGUUCUUCCUCAUAUUUUAUAAUGAUUUUUAUUUGUUUUGUUGUAAAUAAGUCAUAAUAUGUUGCAUCUCAUGGUUAUAUUUAUCAACAAUGAGUUAUGUCCUUCGUAGACUAGGGGACUUAAUCCUUGACAAAACUGGGUGAGAAUUUAAUCCAAGACACAUCUGCAAAAUAAUUAAUUGAAAUAAAAGUGAAAAAGAAGAAGAAUUUGCAUUUCUUGAAGGGAGCUCUCUCUGAUUGGCUGAUAAACCUGAUAAAUUCAGGCAAAGCGUUUUCAUUGGCUUGCUUGAAAGGAGGAGCUUCAGUGCAAAAAUAAAUUGAACAAUGAGAUUCUGUUAAAAAUCUUUUCUUAAAAAUCGUCAUUUAUAAGAUUUUUUGGUAUUAUGGGAAAAAUCUUCGAACAUUUUGACAGUUUAUUUCUUUCCAAGAAUUUAAGAACGUCAACUGUCAAAAUCUUACAAAAACUCUUAAGUUGAAUGGAAAAGAAAAGAUUUUUGACAGAAUUGACAGAAGAAUUUGACAGCUGAAUUUUAUUCUGCUGUCAAAAUUUCAAAAUUGUUUUAUUCAGAAUUCCAAGAAAAAAAAAUAAUGAAAAAUUUCCAUCAAAAUCAAGAUAAAUUUUAAAGAGAAAAAUCCCCAAAAAUUGCAAAGUCUUGUCGAGAUUUAAGUCCCCAGUGUACAUAUAAGGAGGUUUACUUUGCAAGUAUUUCUGCAGUAUAGUUAAUUUUUUGUGUGUUAUGGGAAGGCUUCUCUAAGUGUGGUUACUUUGAGGUUUAAUUUAUUCUCUUAUAAAAUGUUUGUAUUACUUUUUGCGCAAAACAAUGAAGAGAAGAGAUGAGCAAUAUCGAUGGGAAAAAUUGCUUUAAUAUUGAUUUAAUUUAAAACAUUUAAUUUAUUGCACAAAAUUCAUCACUUUGCGAAUGUAUUCGAUGGUUUCUCUUGCAUUUUCAUGGAUCUUCCUGUAAAACUAGGUCAAUGUUCUAAUAUUUUUUUUUCAUUCUUUGAAUGUAAUUUCUUUUGUAUAGAAAUUCAAUUUGUAAAGUAAUUAUUAUAUUGAGAGUAAAAUAAUUCUUUUGGAGGAUUCUUGUUAACAUUUACCCCCCUCCUCUAUGGUUGAUGGACGUGAUUUUUUUAAAAAAUUCUUUCACCUUUUUUUACUAUUUUUUUUCAAUGUAUAAAAAAUAGUUUUUAAUAUUAAGUCAUGAGUUUUAUUAUUAUAAAUAUUAAGGUUGUAAUUGUUAAGGUGAAUUGAUUUUUUCUUUUCCAAAAUUUCUUGUUUUUUUUCUUUCUUUUUCUUUCACAACACAGAAACGCAAAAGAGGGAAUAAAAAUAUUGAUGAAAAUUUCAUAAAUGAAAAUGUAGAAUUUUUACUAAAAAAAAAUAAAGUUUUUGAAAAAUUUCUAAUAAAAAAAAACUCCUAAUCCCCUCUUCCCCCCCAGAUUUGUAAUCUUUUGUACAGUGAUGGUAGAUUUAGAAGCACUGAUAAGAGAAGAAAAAUAAAUCAAACAUAAUGCGAAAGUAUUUUUUCAAAAGAAAAGAAUAAAAAUGAUGAAAAAUAUAAAACACAAAAUGUGUGGUGAUAUUUUUCUUAUUUUUUUGGGUGAAUAUUUUGUAAUGACAAUUUUUGUGUCUAAGAAAAUGUAUUAAGAAAAGUCUCUGAAUUGAUGACGUGCGAAGGAUUUGUAAGAAGAUUAAGAAAAUGGCUUAAUGGUGAAAAGCGAUUUGAAAAUAUUCCCUAAAUGGAAGCGGAAAAGUUUGAUGAUAAAUUGCUUCCAAUGUGUUCGUUUUGGAAUAUUUUCAGCUGCGUUUGAGCUUUGUCGUUGGAAUGCAAUAGUUGAGCAAUGAACUGUUCAGUGGCCCUCUGGUGGAAGGAAUUGUAAAGAUUUAUCUAAAAACAUUAAAAUUUCUCUAAUUCAACGUCACAGUUUUGAGGAAAAUUUAUAUUUUUCCAUGUAAUUUGCUUCAAAAAAAUUUUGCAAAAUUUUCUUGCGGUUUUUGAUAAAACUUCGAACUUCUGAAUACUUUCUAGCAGUUAUAUAUUUGAAAACUAAAGACAAGUGGUCAAAGGUAGAUUUUUAACAUAAAAUUGGUGUUAUAAGUUAUUGAAAAUUUAUUCUAGCAGUUUUAUUUUUUCUUAUUCCCAACAUUUUUUUUCUUAAACUAAAGGAAAGGAACGAAAGGAAAUUCUUUUAUGAAAAUGGGACCAGAAUAGGAAUAUUUUUCUGCAAUUGAUUUCUAAAAUCAGCUAAAUUAAGAAAUAAUUCUUGUACUUCUUGUAUUAAAAAGGUGCUAGAAUUUCUUAAUUAAAAUUAAUUUAAAAAAAACCGCAAAAUACUCAAUUUCUCGUAAAAAAAACUGCAAGAAAUAGCAUUAUUUCAGUUCUCAAGCACCAGAGGGCCAACAAGCAAUUUAUUCAACUACUAAUAAUUCUAAAGACAACGGUGUUUGUAAGAUACUUUCAUUCGUGCUAUGUACAUAAAACAUUUUUAAUAAAAAAAAUCACACCCCAUUUUUCAUUUUCCGGCUUUCCCGGUAAUCAAUAAGAUAAUUUUCAAUAUUAUUUUUGCUGCAAUAAAAAAGAGAAAAUCAUGAGACAAAAAAACGUGUUCAUUGUAAGAAAAAGUAACACAAAAAUGUAAAUUUUUUGAAUCUGUUUUCAUUUUUAUUCAUAUUUUUAAGGAUUAUGCUUUGAAGGAUAUUAAAUCUAUAUAUAAAAGAA